AUGGAUGACCCAGAAUCCAUCCAUUUUGAAUCCACUUCACAUCCAAACGAUCCAAGCUGUUCCUUCGACAGUCUCGGCUUCCCAGAUAUUCUUUUUGACGACGGAGAUCUGUGGCCUCUCUCUGAAGGCUUCUUUGACCCUGCUGGAGACCUAUCGGGCCUUGACACAUUGCCUCAGAUUGGGGCACCAGAAUCUCUAGAAGAAAACGAUGACUCGAUACAAGACCUGUUCAUCUUCCCUACAGAAAAUCCGCCUCCCAUCGGGGAAUAUCGCGGUACCAAUUCAAAUGAGGGCGCCGACGCAGUGACGCGUAGUCCUCACGACCUUGAAAGCAUACUUCCCAACCACUACGGGUUUGGAUACUGGCUCUCAAUCUGUUCGGGCCCGGGAAUUGCGUGGAUUUGCCAAAAACACAGAUCCGACGAGUUUGCUGAAAUCGCCGAGGAAAUGAAAGCCAGCUGGGCGCGGCAGUUGAAACUAGAGCACACUCAGCCCAUGUCUCAAAGCGCUGAGCCCGAGCCGUCACUUGCUUGGUUGUAUUGCGAAGCCUAUUUCGAGCGCUCAGUGGACAACCUCUGGGAGAGCGUCUAUCGACCGGAAUUCGAACAGCACUUACGGUCUCACCUUUCGGGGAAAGGACAGUGUGACGACCCUGCUUGGUACGCUCUGCGAAAUGUUGUCUACGCUGGAGGCUGUCGGAUGUAUCGCUCCCAAUUUCCAGAAGCCAACUCUUCCGACGUUCAAAGAGAAUCCUGGAGCUAUUUCUCCAAUUCCUUGUCUGUUCAUAGCGAAUUGUUACUCACCAGACCAACAAUGCUCUCAGUUCGAGCUCUACUGACAAUGGCUCUGUUUGCAGAAGGUCUAGCAAGCCCAGCAUUGAGCUCAGGCCUGGCGUCAAAUGCAGCACUUCUUGCUCAAUCCCUAGGUCUUUAUCGGAAGCGAGUUGAUGCCGACGCUGCUGAGCAUUUGGAAGCGCUUCAGUCCACGUGGCUCUUCUGGGCGGUGUAUUGCACCGAGAAACACAUCGCACAGCGUUGUGGCCAACCUUCUUUGAUUGAUGAUGAUGACAUUAGCUGCGACAUACCCGAGAGAGUCCACCCUGGGAGCACUAUUGAACUUGAGACGCUCACCUAUAUCAUUCAGACCUGUCGGUUCUACCACCAGAUCAGUAAGCAGAUGCUCACUACCCGAGCGCUUGAAGAGCCUCCGGAGAGGAUGCUCAGCCUCGUGGAGCAAUUUGACAACCAACUCCAAGCGUGGAAAGAGUCAAUACCGCUACAGCUCCGGCCCACCGAUUUCCUAAAGCAAUUCAAGAUGCCAGGGAACAGGAAGCUUUUGGGACUAAUGACGGCACAUUGUUCCUUCUACGAUCUUGUCAUGGCGGCGCAUUCUACUUUCCUAUACCCAUGGGUCAUAGAAUCGUUCUCCGAGUAUGGAGAUACAGAACUGGCUCAGCGGAUCCAAAAGCAAAUCCACGUCAGUUCGCAUUUGGUCGCAAACGCCGCACGGAGUCUCAUUGUCAUCGUACGGAGUCUGGAUAUGGACAGUGUUGGUACCCAAUCGUUUGCGUUACAUUUUCCCAUGCGGGCCUUUGUGAACCUCUUCGUCUUCGUCCUCCAGAACCCGCGAUCGCCUUCGGUCCAGUCAGACCUGGCGCUCCUGGACGUGGCGGCGGGGUUUUUCGGCCAGAUGGAAUUCAUCACAGGGUCCAAGAUCAGUUUCCCGUUUGCUCGAGACAUUGCGGCCCUCGCUCGAAGCGUCGUUGCCGAAGCCCAAAGAACCUCAUCUGAAGUCUCUGGACAGAUGACUCGCAAUGUCCAAAUGAGUAUUUGA
Fonsecaea pedrosoi CBS 271.37 is the source of this 1833-nucleotide messenger RNA. RefSeq lists its product as uncharacterized. Bases 1 to 1833 code for a protein of 610 amino acids. Gene Ontology annotation, molecular function: zinc ion binding; DNA binding. NCBI's taxonomy places the organism in Eukaryota, Fungi, Ascomycota, Eurotiomycetes, Chaetothyriales, Herpotrichiellaceae. Gene Ontology annotation, biological process: DNA-templated transcription. The record is from RefSeq and is a predicted model, not a curated record. The transcript is spliced from 6 exons.